GAAAGGCAAAAAGGCCAAAACCAUAACAAUAAAGGAAGAAAAAUAGAGAGAGAGGCUCUUGGGGCUACGGGAAGCAGGCAUGUGGAUGAGUGGGGGACACACCAAACUCAUCAAUUAAAAACCCUUGAAAAUAAUUGAGUUUGUGACAGAAAUGAAAGAAAAGGAAAGCAAACCUUCUCUCUCUCACUCUCUCCACUUUCCACUUACAUUUUUCUGACCUCUUGCCAUUCUUUUGUUUUUCUGCUAUUGGGAGUGUGGGACUUGGGUGAGAGUUACAGGCCAAGCAAAGGGAAAGGAAACCAAAAUCCAGAAGCUAUUUCAACUUCCCAUUUCUAUUUUCCAAGAAACAGAGGACUCUGUUUUCUUCUCUCUCUCUCACUUUGGUGGAGAUGCCUAGACCAGGCCCCAGACCUUAUGAAUGUGUUAGAAGAGCUUGGCACAGUGAUAGACACCAGCCCAUUAGAGGUUCUCUCAUUCAAGAAAUUUUCAGAGUUGUCAAUGAGGUUCAUAGCUCUGCAACUAAGAAGAACAAGGAAUGGCAAGAGAAGCUACCAGUUGUCGUUUUGAGAGCAGAAGAAAUUAUAUAUUCCAAAGCCAAUUCUGAGGCUGAAUAUAUGGACCUUAAAACACUUUGGGACCGAACUAAUGACGCCAUUAAUACAAUCAUUAGACGCGAUGAGAGUACUGAAACUGGGGAGCUUCUUCAACCUUGCAUUGAAGCUGCUCUUAAUUUGGGAUGCACUCCAAGAAGAGCCUCCAGGAGCCAACGGAAUUGCAAUCCAAGAUGUUACCUUAGUGCCAGCAGUCAAGAACCCAACACUUUUUCUCCUGGCAUAGUAAAUAGCAGUGUUCAAGUAAAUCAUAAGACCAGCCCACAAUGCAUACCUAAUUAUUUAAACUUCAUAAAACCGACGUUUGUGAAUUCGACCCACUUGGGCUCUGAUAAAUUUCUCCUUGCUACUGAUAAUGGUUGUUUAUCUAACUAUAACCAAUGUUUGCCCGUGGAGAAUUGUGCUGUCUCACGCUUGUGCUCAGUAUAUCCUUUGUACUUUGGAAGUUGCAUAGAGCCCCAGCAAGGCUCAGGACUCCUUUCCAAAUCAGUUCCUAGCACCUUGGAACCUGCCAAGAUGGGUGGUAUUGAGCAAAGCCCCUUAGGCUGUAACGAGUAUGCUGAUGUUAAAAUCAAUCAAUCAGAUUUCAAGGAUAUUUCAAUGCAGCAUCAAGAUGUUGGGUGUGAUCUGUCAUUGCGGUUGGGCUCUCUUUCAGCAUCUUUGCCAAGUUCUCAAAACUGGCAGCUUCAGGAUGUUGAAGAUGUUGGUUCUGGAGAAGGGAGUAAAUUCAACAAUCAGAUGCUGCAAACGGAUAAGGAGUUCACUUUGUUUGCUAGGGUUGAUAAGGAUAACUCAUUAGAUUCAUGUCCAAGCAAAUUGAGUGAGCGUGUAAAUAUCAAUGCGAAAAUGAAAAAACGCAAGGCAGUUUACGGUCACCCUGUGGAUGAUCAGGCAUGUCAUUGGCAGCCAAAGCUUCCAUGCAAAGAUUUGACUUGCAGAAUGAGAAGUGCAGAUGUAUGAACUGAUGAAGCCUUGACUGGCAGAAUGAGAAAUGUAGGUUUGUAGACUAACAGGCUCUUGUUUCUGUUUGUUUCUUCAAACUCUUGGCAUGCCUUAGUCAGAAUAUGCCUAGUUAAAGCUUUUUGGUAAUCCAGCUGUACUCGGUAGCUUAUCUUGGUAGUGCUAAGUUGCUUGCUACUGUGUUGUAAGAAUGUGAGAUGUAAAUAACCAAAUGUAAAUCAGAUGAAAUGAUCUUGGAAGAACUAACAGAAGAAGCUUGUGGCUUCACAAUGUGCAGAGAAAACCAAUUCUUAUUUUUGAA
Messenger RNA from Manihot esculenta (cassava), 1872 nucleotides. RefSeq lists its product as uncharacterized. NCBI's taxonomy places the organism in Eukaryota, Viridiplantae, Streptophyta, Magnoliopsida, Malpighiales, Euphorbiaceae. The record is from RefSeq and is a predicted model, not a curated record. The transcript has 4 exons. Gene Ontology annotation, molecular function: transcription coregulator activity; protein binding. Gene Ontology annotation, biological process: regulation of DNA-templated transcription. The coding region runs from base 390 to 1571 and encodes 393 amino acids.